This is a messenger RNA of Heterobilharzia americana, 2251 nucleotides long. The record is from the annotation of a GenBank genome assembly. Lineage: Eukaryota; Metazoa; Platyhelminthes; Trematoda; Strigeidida; Schistosomatidae.
AUGGAUGAAAAUCCCCUUCAAUUAAAAAUACAGAAAAUAAUAAAUAGAACACCGGAGGAGGAAGAAGUUCUUCUAAAUGGAUUAAACUCGAUCUCUUCACUCGUGACAAACAACUCAGCUGUCAACCGAAGGACUCUUCGUAGUAACCUGGAAAGGAUCCAGCUAGAUUUUUAUGAAAACCUUUUAUUUGUCUUUGGGGAUGUUAAGAAGCGUGUUGACUCUGUAGACACUUACAUCAGCACUAUGCUUGAUACCUGUAGAGAGAUGAAUAAAACACUGACCUCUGUCAAAUCCGAAACGGCAUGUUUGAUGGAAUCAGCACAAAAGCUACAAUCAGACAGUAAAAUUUCAGAAAUAAAAGCGUGCAUAUUGGAUCAUUUAGUUGGUUCCUAUCAAAUCUCUUCGGAAGAUGCACAAAUUUUGUCGCUCGACGUCAAUCCCAUCGACAACACAUUCUUUUCAGCUCUUUCCCGUUGUAGACAGAUGAAAAAUAACUGUAAAGAAUUACUGCAAGCAAAGGAAAUCUCCUUUAGUUACUCAAUGAUGAAUAGUGUUAUGAAGACUUUGGACGUGGCUUUGAGAGACUAUAUGAUUGGACACAAAUUUCAAGAAGUGCCUGAAAUAUCAUUAUAUCUUCGACGUGCUUUAUCCGAGCUACAAGAAAAACCAGUCCUUCUGAAGUACUCUCUUGAUGAAUACUGUGGUGCUCGUCGCAAAGCUUCUAUCAGAUUAUUCAUGGAUGCACUUUCAGUGAGACUUGACCCGAAUCCCAAUACAACUGAUCAUUCUGUCAACAUGCUCCAUACAAAACCUAUAGAAAUGAGGUCACAUGAUCCUGUGCGAUUCGUGAGUGAUGUGCUUGCUUGUAUUCAUCAACUUACAGCUUCAGAGAAAGAGUACAUCAAUAAUUUAUGCAAGGACUGCCAUGAUACAUUAAUUAUAGACAUGAAAAAAAUUUGUUUGGAUACAAUCACUGAAAGUUUAUGUUCUCAGUUCAAAGUGAGCAUGGAAAAUUUAUUGAUAUCUCACCAUGAUGCUGUGGUUUUAUAUCGAAUUAAUAAUAUUAUGAGUUUUUAUCAACAUACAUUCAAAUCAUUGCUUGAAUCUACUGCUUCUCUGAUCUUAUGUGUUGAUGAUGUUCAAGGAUUGUGUAAACGUUUACUACUCAACACUCUAGAACAGUUUGUGAAACAGACCUUGGAACAGCCUGAUCUCCCUAACCAGGAUCUGUCACCUAACGAACUAGUUACUGAUAGCUUACAGUUACUUGUUCAAAUGCUUGGUGGUCAAGAUAUUUCAUUACUUCCAAAUGAUGUAGUGCAGGCGGAACGCAAAGUGGUAAUUGAAAGUCUUAUAUUCCCGCUAAUUGAUUAUUGUGAAAAGUCAGCCAAUUUACUUCCUAUUGUUUCCCAGUCACGCAUUCAAUCUAUAGAUGACCAUUUUUUCGGUGGUGAAGUUGUGCCAUCCGUUGGUCAUACGAAAACUUCAUCAACAGCAACAUACUUAGCUAACUGCUUUUACGUAAUUGAAGUCAGUCUUUCUAAAAUUCCGUUUAGCGGCUUUCAAAUCGAACAAAUUGCAUCGAAACUAGACUUGUGCUUGGAUUCAUUGGUUUCUGCUCAAGUUUCUUUCGUACUUGAACAAACUGGUCUUACGCAGUUAAACUCAACCCAAAAUGUUUCCCAGGAUCCGAAUGCAGUUCAGCAAACAAAAGCUAAACUUCGUGAGAUGCUGAAUGCCUUCAAUGUGUACCUGUCAAAUCCUGACAAAUUACUUCUCCCGGAAGUGAACAAACUCUAUGUACAAAGAUUAAAGAGAUUAGUUCGUCGCCGAUCUGCGGAUCACAUCCACUCCUAUUACCAGUCAGUUUACCAAACAAUAGUGGACAUAAGCAAGUCAUCGUGUUCCGACGGAGACAUUAUCUCAGAACUGUAUACUCCGCAACAAGUUGCUGAACUAAUUCUGAACUUUUGAUCAUUUCCCUAAACCAUUUCUUGAUAAACUUGAGUGUUCAGUUUUCCCAGUCACAAAUCACCUUUCACAUUUUAGUGCUCACUUCGUCGCCUCAUUGUUGCACGAUUUACAGCUAUCCACCGCUUGUCCUAGGUGAGUUAUUGAAAGAAAACAUUACACAGGUAUUUUCUGACGUAUGAUGUCUACCGCUCUUCAUUUCAAGCUCCUCUACCUUGAACACGACUCAUUUUAUGGUUGAGAAGGAACUACGAUAUAAAUUAGGUAUGGGAAGAUUACU